Linum trigynum is the source of this 2812-nucleotide messenger RNA. The record is from the annotation of a GenBank genome assembly. NCBI's taxonomy places the organism in Eukaryota, Viridiplantae, Streptophyta, Magnoliopsida, Malpighiales, Linaceae.
CUCACCACACCAAAAACUGAUACGAAAACGAGAGGGAGGAGCUCUGCUGGUUGUUGCAAAGAUGGCUAGGUAAGAGACACAUUUAUUUUUGUAGUUAUAUUAUUAAAAUGCUAUUAUAAUUUUCUUUAGUUAGUAAUUAGUGAAUUUGUUUGUUAUGUAGUGAUUUUAGGAGAUUUGAACUAAUUGUUUGGUGGAAAUCGGAGAAAGUAGAGGACAAUUUGGGCUUCCAUUUUGUUGGUGGUAGAAAGUUUCAGUUGACAGUUCCAUGUCGGGUGACAUAUCAUCAUUUUGUCGGAAUAUAAUCCCGAGAAUAUGGCGUAGAGACGAACCAGUACAAGAUAGUGAUAUGAUCACAGGUUUCACUUACCGUCUUCCAGAAUGGCAGAAUAGUGUUCUAUUUCAUUAUGUGAUGCCUAUUGUGGAUGAUGAUGGCUUGAAUGUGCUUUUCGAUUUUAUGGCACAAAAUUCUUAUUGUUUGGGUGCUAAGAUGCAUGCUGAGAUUAGACAAGCUGAUCAGGGUGAAGAUGAGACAUGGAGUGUGCCAUCUGAUCAUGAUUAUGACGACGAAGACGAGGAGGAGGGGGAAGAUGGGGAAGAAGAGCAACAUAAUUAUCCUCCAUAUUUUUACUUGCAGGUUAAUGAAGAGGACGAUGAAUUAUCAUAUGUUGAUUCAUAUGGCGUAAUCCCAAUGGCUAUUGUUACUGGUUUUGAAGAAGAAUUCUACAAGGGCCAGAUAUUUCACUCGAAACAAGCUGCACAGGUGGCGGUUAAACAUCACGCCUACAACGCAACUUUCAGUAUGGCGUGGUGGAGUCGUCACCUUCAAUCUAGAAAGUUAGAUGCUUGAAACAUAAGGAUGACAAUUGUCCUUGCAUGGUGAGGUUUGGAUGUUGAGACGUUGGAAGCGAAUCGACUGUGAGAAAGGCCGAGUUGAUGCAUUCUUGUAGCAGUACGACUCAACCGACAGAUCAUCGCCAUCUUGAUGUCGACUAUAUCUAAGUCUGUGAAACAUUUGGUACGUACCCAACCAAAUCUGAGUGUUCUAAUUGUGCAAGCCGAGUUGAAAGAUAAAUUUAAUAUGCAAGUUACUUAUAAGAAGGCUUGGUAUGGGAAACAAAGAGCAUUGGAGAAAUUGCAUGGAAAUUGGGAAGAAUCUUACUAUUAUGUGCAAACAUUCUUGGGGGUUCUCAAGAGAAAAAUGCCAACAUCAGUGAUUGCUUGGGUAAAAGUUCCUCCAUCGCAACCAGGUCAUUUGAUCUUUGAACAAGUAUUCUGGGCUUAUGGACCUUGUAUAGAUGGAUUCAAGAAUUGUCCAUGAGUCAUGGUUGUUGAUGGAAUAUUUCUUACUGGAAAGUAUGAAGGAGUGCUACUCAUGGCGAGCUCAUUUGAUGGUCGGAAGAAGAUUUUUUCAAUUGCAUUUGCCAUAGGGGAGAGCGAGAAUACUGAUAGUUGGCCAUGGUUCAUAAGACACGUUUAAGAUUUGACCGAUCAGAACGAUGUAUGCAUCAUCUCAGAUAGACAUGUUGGACUCUAUGAAGCCAUGAGUAACAUUGAAAGAAGUUGGGAGUGGAGAUGGUGCAUGCGACACAAUGAAAGCAACUUGCAAAAGAAGACAAAAAGCAAAAUUAUGUAUAACCAACUGUUUUGAGUCGGUAAGUCUCUUCGUCGUUAUUGUUAUUGAUUUUCGACGUAUUAUUUAUUUUAAUUUAAUAUUAUCAUGAAUUUAUCUAACUCGUGUGGUUAUUUAUUUUGUUAGCCCAAGAAAAACGCUUGGAGAAGUUUGAUCGUCAAGUUGAGCGAUUUAAGAAGAUGGUCGCUGAAAGAAAUAUUUCUUGUGAUAACUGGGUGGAUCAAAAUCAACUUCGUUGGAGCUUAGCACAUGAUAACUAUAAUGGUGGGUGUCGAUGGUCUAUGCUGACGACCAACAUGGCAGAGAGCAUCAAUGGUGUUUUCAAAGGUAUUCGUUCACUUCCUAUAGCUUCUCUUGUGCAACAUACUUAUUGGCGAUUAUUGGAGAAAUUCGAUAAGAUGAGGUUGGAGACAGAAGUACAAAUCACAGAAGUGGGAACUUACAGUACACGAAACCAUGUGAAGAUCUGAUGAAGCUGUGGGCACAAAAGGCAGUUGAACAUUUCGUGACAAGGGUUAAUCGACGUCAGGGCAUCUAUGUAGUUCAGAAUCCUCCCAACAAUUUCAACAUGAUGGGUUCGAACACACUCACUUUGCAUUUCGAUGACCACAAUCAAGCGGGAUUUUGCACUUGUGGGAAAUUCCAAGGAAAUAAAAUUCCUUGCUCUCAUGCCAUUGCAGCUUGCAACCGAAUGGGGGCUAACCCGUAUAGGUUUGUAAACGACAUCUAUAAGCUGGUAAUAGACCAAUAAUUACACCUGUUUUUACCCCUAUUCUUGAGCCGUUUGAGAGGUUGAUUCUCGUGUUUUAAGCCAAUUUCACGCGAGGUUGUGCGUCUAUGUCAUAUUUCAGGGCCCGGCGUUGGAAUCGAGGCGAGGAAACGAGUUUUGGGUCGAAAGGAGCGAAGUUGGGUCGAAGUGUGCUGCAGGAGGAAAAUACCCGGUCAUGGGCUCAAAUACCAGACCGGGUAUUUAUCGUUUUUGGCGUCUGAGAAACAGAAGGAGUCCCGGUCGUGAAGCAUAAAUCCCCGGUCGGGGAUUCUUAGAGAAGACCGGGGAUUUUUCUCUUCUCUUAAACGCGCGUUUCAAUUAUACCCGGUCGAGACCCAAAAUACCCGACCGGGUAUCGCGACAGUUAGCCUUUUAAAGGAAAAGAAGGCCAAAAAUCAAGGGUUCCGAGUUUU